Molecule: messenger RNA, 1188 nt
Organism: Suillus paluster
Lineage: Eukaryota; Fungi; Basidiomycota; Agaricomycetes; Boletales; Suillaceae
Product: nucleotide-sugar transporter
Exons: 3
Coding region: 1-1188 (395 amino acids)
Biological process (GO): pyrimidine nucleotide-sugar transmembrane transport
Cellular component (GO): Golgi membrane
Molecular function (GO): UDP-galactose transmembrane transporter activity
Source: RefSeq, a predicted model, not a curated record
AUGUCUCAGCUCGCCCUCCCCGCCCAUCAAGAAAAUCUUGUCCUCAACGGCGACGGCGACGAUGAGAUAGAGUAUGAAGAGCUCGGACUAUUGCCUGCAGAUAUACCGCCUGUUCCCUCCUUUCGCGGCAUUCCAUUGAAAUAUAUAUCACUUGUAACAUUGGCGGUUCAAAACUCUCUUUUAACGAUAAUAAUGCACUAUUCUCGCGUUUCCAUUCCUCCAUCCCAGUCCUACUCUGCACCCACUGCCGUUCUUCUCAACGAGCUUCUCAAAGGGUCCAUAUCACUCGCUAUUGCUUUCACCCGUAUAAAUCGUUCCACGUCGGAUACGCCACAGCUACCACUUACUGUCAGCCGCUCCUGGCAUCCUGCAAAGGUUCUCUUGCGUAUCCGACGACUGGGCAGAGAAGUCUUCUCACCGGACUGCUGGAAGCUGUCAAUCCCCGCCAUCCUAUAUGUCAUUCAGAAUAAUCUGCAGUAUGUUGCCGCAACCAAUUUAGAAGCAGCAACGUUCCAAGUCAGUUAUCAAAUGAAAAUCCUUUCCACGGCGGCGUUUUCUGUGUUACUCCUGCGAAAACAGUUGAGUGCCAGUCAAUGGCUGGCACUGCUGUUCCUGGCUAUCGGAGUUGGCGUUGUGCAGAUACAGACUGGCGCAAGUGACACAAGCAAGGUUGCAUCCUCGUUGUUGUUCCGAGGGACCUCGAUGAAUGCCCUUAAGGGGUUCCUUGCGGUCGCUGCUGCAUGUUUCACAUCCGGCCUGGCAGGUGUCUAUUUCGAAAUGGUCCUCAAAAAUUCUCAGACCGAUCUCUGGAUCCGCAACGUCCAACUCUCUGCAUUCUCCCUCCUUCCUGCACUCGUUCCCAUCAUCCUCUCACGACCAUCCGAAACGGGACUCAUCAGUUCCUUGUUCGCGAACUUUGGCGUCUGGGCGUGGGCCACGGUUGCUAUCCAAGUGCUUGGCGGCCUGGUCACUGCCAUGGUCAUCAAGUAUUCUGACAACAUCCUCAAGGGUUUCGCCACAAGUUUGAGCAUCGUGAUUUCGUUCCUGGCGUCAGUCGCACUCUUUGACUUCCAGAUGACGUUUACGUUUAUCCUUGGCUCUGUCAUCGUCCUCAUCGCAACCUGGCUGUACAACCAGCCAGGGCGGAGCCCCAGCACAGCAAGGCUGGUGUACGUGGGCAAGAACUGA